GUACCAUCGCCGACAACUCGGUGGCGCAAUAGGAAAAAAUGUCGGGAAUAGGUAAAAGGACGUACCUUCGCGAGGUGAAUCCUUAUCUUAUUUGUCCUUUAUGCAGAGGCUACCUUAUAGAUGCGACCACCGUCGUCGAGUGCCUGCAUUCGUUUUGUAGAAGCUGUAUACUCAAGCAUCUCAACACAGAAGCACAUUGUCCCUCUUGCAAGCAUGUUCUCAACAAAGCUAAGCCGAACAUCAAAGCCGACAAGGCGUUGCAAGACAUCGUGUACAAAUUGGUCCCCGGACUGUAUCACAAAGAGAUGCGCAGGAGAAGAGAGUUUUACAAGAAACAUCCUGAACAUGCGGAUUUAGCGACACCAGAACAACGUGGAGAGGACGUGAGUGGAAGAUUAAUUUUCGCUCCAGAGGAUGCAGUUAGCUUAAGCUUGGAAUAUCUACCACCCGGAGCAGAUCCACUAGCCAUUCUGCUCAGCACCAAUGACGACACUAACCAUUCGAACGCAUUCAACAAUCAAAGUAACAACAGUAAUAACGCCAGCAAUAACAGCAAUAGCAAUAGCAUCGGUAACCAUGGCACAAAUGCAACAAGCAACAGGCGAUACCUUCAGUGCCCGGCACUUGUCACCAUCGCGCAUUUAAAAAAAUUCCUAGCUUUGAAAUACAGCGUCGACAUGACAAGAUACACCAUAGAGAUUUGCCAUCGACGUGCUCCGCUUCCUGAACACUGGACACUCAUGGAUGUCGCUUAUAUUUAUGCGUGGAAAAGGAAUGCACCAAUGCGAUUUUUCUAUCGAGUGGCGCUAGAAGAGCAAAGAUUAGAGGCUCCUCCUCACGACAGGCCAUCCACUCCAGGUUUAGGUGCCAGUUUACCUCCUGUUGACGCCACAGUCGCCACAGUCGCCACACGAGAGAAUACUAACUCGCAGAAUUCUGAGAACAACGUGGAAUCCAGGCCACAAGCGAAGAUCACGAACAACGACAAGAAGCCUGCGUUGGACAAUCAAAAUAAAGUCUCGAACGAGAAACGUCCACCAAGUGAUCAACUAUCCUCGAGUGAAACCAAGAAAGCUAAAAAGGAACAACCGUCUAGUACGGUAACAACGUCGACAACCGCGACAUUGACCACAAUUUCGAUACAGUCGACAAACGUUGCAUCAACGACGACAGCUACCAACACUGUCGCCUUGCCCACGUCGUUGAACAACGAAACUAAGCAGAUCAAGACACCUAUUAAAAUACUUAAAAAUCCAGAUGGAAGGUACGAGGUUUUAAGAAACCCUCCGGGUACUUGGAAUUCGAAGGAGCAGAGUACCAGGAGCAUCGAGACGAAACCCUCGAAUCCGGAAUUCAGUGUCGUCAGUAUAGGGAACGGUCAGAACUCGAACGGAGUGAAGAUCACGUUGAAACAAUGCACGCCGAACAAUUCCAGCCCGAACAAGCCGAAAGUUAUCAGCAACGUGUUGUUACACUGCGGUCAAGUUGACAAAGUUGACAAAGAUAGCUCUGACGCGUUGCUCGUUCAGCAGCUUCACAGAAAUAAGGAGAAGCGCCAGACAGAGAAGCAGGAGAAACACAAGAGGAGAGUGACUUUCGUGGAACAGUCGAUUCCCGAGAAAACCGUGGUCAGUAACACACAGUUGAAAAGUAUACAGAAGAAGCCAGGGGAACAACAAGAGAAGAAGCAGUUCCUUCAAGGUUUUCAGUUAACAGCUAGAGAAUCGGCAUCUGAAAUGGCUUUGGAGUCUUCCUCCAAGUUUAACGAAACGAACGCGAGCAAGGAGACGAACGACACGCAGAAUAAAAGUAACGCCACGUCGGAGAAAGAGGACAUUGUAGCGACAGAGACCCCGAAUACUCCAACAAGCGACUCCAAGAGUAAGAGCAACAGCGAGAAUAUCGGGGUAAAUGCUGCGAGUGGGAAUGCUGCUGGUACCAACAAACGGGUCGCAAGCGGAAUGGACGGAAUUGAAAACGCGCGAGUGAAUGCGAAUAAACAGUGCAGUGACGUAGAUGUGUGUACGAUUGGUUACUCGAAGAAUACGAACGUAAGUAUGAACAUCAACGUGAAUAACAGUCCUGCGAAGGUAGACGUUUACACGUUCUCUAAUGAUCCGCCGGUAGUUCCGGUGGGAGCUGUAAAGAGGAAAUGUCCACCUGGUUUACCGAUCUUCGACGUGAAGAAAAGGAAGCACCAACAGGCUUCAACGCAAAUCUCGAAGAAGCAGACACACGUUCAUGUGCCGCCUCCUGUCGUGCAAAAUCACACCAAGUCGCCUCGGAAGCUCCCAACGGAGCACGUUAUUCCAGGAAAGAGACCAUUGAACAUGGUUGGAGAGCCUGGUCCUAGUCGGACACCCACGACAUCGACACCGAGUCCGAAAUCUACGCCUGCUCCGGUGCUGUCGAACGACACGAGGAACAUACUGGACGGUUGCGGAUUGAACAUUCCUGCGAGCCUCAGUAUAACUUUGACAGCGCCGAAAUCACCCGGAAACAGCGGCGGGUACAUCGAAGCGAACGAUUCCAAAGAUAGUCGGAAGAACACGUUGGGGAAAGUAAGUCCCAGUAUAACUCUCAACGACAGGUCUGUCGAUCCACGAGUAUUGAAAGCGUUGAAGGCCGGGCAGAUAAAAAUGCCCGCGCCGACAAAACCAAAGCAGUCUAAGCAAUCGGAAUGCGAAGUGAACCAACAACACAGACAGACGAGCGCUGUCAAGCGAGAAAGGGAACAGGACUCGACGAGGGAGAUUUUGGACCUCAGUGGAGGGAAGAAGAUGGAUAUACAUCCGUUAAGAAUACCGCAACCAGUAACGAAACUGAAAGCGAAACCGACGAUGCCGAUCAGAGACAUGCCGAAUAUUUCGGAUCAGGGGCAAGUCGUAACGCUCGUUGGCGGUCACAGGUAUUAUCGCGCGCCACCGGGCUCCUUGACUCCAGCGGCUCAGCGAGUGAACGACUGUCCGCUUCCGACACCUUCGAGAACGCCAGUUUAUGCACCUGGUUUCUCCAGUUCUUUGGGUAACAGCAGGUACAGCACAAAUCUUUCAUCCGUUUUUCCCAGUCUGCAAAGCCUCUAUGCCUUGAGCCAAGCGCCGAAUCUUCAGCAGUUUCAGACAGAUGCAAGACUAAGGAUACCACGAGGGACCGAAGCGAACACCACUAUGUCUAACACCGAAAACAAUCGAAAUAUGAACGCCAGUAUGUCCGGGAAAAGUCACUUGGCUGCCCAAUGUGCGCCAGUGAAACCGGCGAGAUCAUCGAUAGCGCCUUUGGCCAUUGCGAUAACCAAGCAACAAUCGAACGAUAAAUCGGCCAGUAUGAACGCGAGAUCUGUCGCGAAUGAGAUAAAUAAAACGCCCGUGUAUCGCGGUAACGAAUCUCUCGACUCCACAGAGUCUGGCCAACAACUGUCCGUCCAAACGAAGUACUCGCCGGUCGCGGAAGCUAACAAUCGAUACUCGCCACGAGCUACUAACAACACUAACAACACUAACACAGUAGUGAACAGUGAGGAGAAAACGUCUGCCGAAGUAACUCGUGAUUCUAAUUUGGAAACGAACAACGACACGAGGAAAGAACCGGACAAUUCGUCGCGUCAAACGCCUCAUCGCGAAGCAGCCAGUCCAAGAGUAUCGUCCACAGCUUCUCCAUCGCCACCACCUGGAGAUACCAACGCGAACACCAUCAACGAGACUACCAGCGACCAUAACAACAGCACAAACACCGCCUCGAACGGAAUAGACAACGAUGUACCCGCAUCAAGUCCGACGAAGAAGAGCAACAUAAGUGCAGAAGUAUCGAGUAGCAAGUCACCUGCCAGUCCGGAUUCUAGCUCGGUGACUAUUGAAAAUCCUUCGGGCAAAAGCUGCUCUACAAUGGAGCAAGGGUGUCCUUCUCCCUCGCAAAUGUCAGACGCAGUGAAAUCUUUGGAGAAUUUGACGAAGAGUGAGACUAACGUUACAGAGGACUCGACGAACGAGAAUGAAAAGAAAGCCUCCAUUAAGCAAGCUGACGCGAAACAACUGACCUCGGAGAUGUUUCAGAAAAGAUUGCUAGCUGCGUUUCCUUCUAACGAGUGGGCAAACAAUCCUAUAGCUGCGGAGCACCUAGGCAACUUUUUGAAAAGUCUGAACGCGUCGAUCAAAUCGGAGAAUAAGAUGGACAGCGUGGGAUCGGAAAAAGCAGAGAAUCAACUCGCGUGCAACGAUGCAACGCGUUUAAAUAAGGAUGUGUCGUCAAAAUCUCAAACGGACGUCGCCGAAUCGUCAUAAACGCGCCGCAAAUGAUUGAAGGGUGAAUCGAACUCUUCCCGUUUGAACGAAGGCUAAAGCUGCAUCACUGCCAGAUCGACGAAUGUAAUGUUACUGAAUGACUUUUCAGCGUGGAUACAAAUACCAAUUUCUAAAUAAUUGAAAUGCUUUAAGGUCUUGUAGGGGAACGCGGCAUAUACAUGCCGUACAAUACAGGGAAAAAUACAGCACAGAUGCUGGAAA
This is a messenger RNA of Frieseomelitta varia, 4499 nucleotides long. RefSeq names its product polycomb group protein Psc-like. Gene Ontology annotation, molecular function: promoter-specific chromatin binding. Bases 39 to 4277 code for a protein of 1412 amino acids. Lineage: Eukaryota; Metazoa; Arthropoda; Insecta; Hymenoptera; Apidae. Gene Ontology annotation, biological process: negative regulation of transcription by RNA polymerase II. The record is from RefSeq and is a predicted model, not a curated record. Gene Ontology annotation, cellular component: PRC1 complex. The transcript is spliced from 5 exons.